Populus trichocarpa (black cottonwood) is the source of this 2336-nucleotide messenger RNA. Its product is annotated as F-box/kelch-repeat protein At3g61590. Gene Ontology annotation, molecular function: protein binding. The record is from RefSeq and is a predicted model, not a curated record. NCBI's taxonomy places the organism in Eukaryota, Viridiplantae, Streptophyta, Magnoliopsida, Malpighiales, Salicaceae. The transcript has 4 exons. Bases 940 to 2157 code for a protein of 405 amino acids.
CUCUUUGAUCGCUAUCAAAAUCCAAAUGUUUUCUCUCCUCUUCCCCUUAGAAAUCGAUAGUUUGCUUGAAUAACACCUCUAACGCACACCGCCCCCUUCCGCUUCUCCCUCUCUCUCUCUCUAAAAAAAACACCUACCACCUACUUUUUAGCCCUCUACAGAAAAACCGGCUUCUCACUUCAUUCUCUGCCUGUCGUUUUUUCUCUCUCACACACACAUAUCGAAAAAAGAAAAGAAAACAUAAACCAAAUAAAAAUAAAAAAAAACUCUCUUUUUUCCUCUCUAAAAUGGGUUUCUUGGGCACGAGUCACCUGCCAAAUCUGAAGUGACCCAUUUCAUUGUUCCUCUACCAUUACUUGAAAAGACCUUCAUCUACUCUCAUUUCAGCUCUCUCUUCUCAUCUGCUUUUGAUACGCUCUUUUAAUGCCUCCUCCGAUAAGGAGUUUCUAUUUUUUUCCCCUUUUAAAUUUUUGUUUUCAUUUUAUGCCAUUUUUUUCUGGUUAAAUCUGGCAAGACCGAGUUGAGAGUGUUGGUGGCCUUAAAGAGUUUUGCGACGGUUUGAUAACCAUAAAAGGCUGUUCUUUAGUGUGGAAGGAAACACAAGUUGGUGAUCAACAGAUUCAUUCCUGGAAGAUUUCCUGUUUUCAAAAUUUUUCCUUUUACAUGUUCUCUUUAAGCGCCGUUGUCUUUCCGAAGCAACAAUCUAGCGAUUAAUGCGGGAUACAUCCAUCCAUACUUCACAGAUAUCGUUUUAAAUCCAGAGGCUUAAAAUCUUGCUCUGCAUUUGAUUCGGUGCCCUUGAGACCAUCACUAUAGGGUCGUGGCUUUUCACAGUUUUGCAUCUGGAUGUGGCAUGACUCUGAGCUUGAAGGUUGAUUCUUGUUUGCCUCUGUCUUUCUUGUGCCAGAUCUUUUUUUGAAGGCCCCUUUUAUUUUCGUCAUGGAGGGUGAAACAUCUUGGGUAAAUAAUUGUUUUGAGAACCCGACAAGGGACAUUGGUGAGUUCGAUUCAUUUUCUGAACAUAGCGAUGAAGGAAAUAAAGAAGUUAAUGCCAUUUCAGUUGAUUUAAUCUUGCCCGAUGAUCUGCUAGAACGAAUCCUAGCCUGUCUCCCCAUUGCUAGCAUCUUCAGAGCUGGCUGUGUGUGUAAAAGAUGGCACGAGAUUGUUAGUUCAAGGAGGUUUUUAUGGAACUUCUCACCUGUCCUGCCACAAAAACCAUGGUAUUUUAUGUUUACAAGCUCUGACGAACCAGUUGGCUAUGCUUUUGAUCCUAUCCUUCGAAAAUGGUUUGGCAUUGAUCUUCCCUACAUCCAAAAGUCCAACUGGUUCAUUGCUUCAUCAUGCGGCUUGGUUUCCUUCAUGGAUAACGACAGCAGAAGCGAGUUGUAUGUCUGCAACCCUAUCACCAAACGCUGCAUGAAGCUUCAGGAGCCCCCAGGCUUAAAAGUUUAUGAUUACAGUGCACUUGCAAUUUAUGUGAACCGGAUAUCACAUGGUUAUACUAUAUCAAUUGUGAAGUCUAAGUUAUGCCCUGGAAAUUUUUUCCAAUCUGAUCUCUCUAUCCAUAUUUAUGAUUCUGAAACGAGGAUGUGGGUAACUUCUUGCACAGAGGUUAUGACUGGAUGGAGAGGUGGCGAUGAGAGUGUGAUCUGUGGUGGGGUUUUAUACUUUUUGAUAUAUUCUGCAGGAGGUGGUGCCACAGAAACCCGUCAUGGUCUCAUCAGGUACAAUCUAUCCAACAGAUCUUCCCAUGGCUUGUUGAUAAGAAGUUUCAUUAAAGUACCUUGUCCUCUUACUUGUGGCCGUCUGAUGAAUUUGAAUGAGAAGCUUGUAAUGGUGGGAGGAAUUGGUAAACAAGACCGGCCUGACAUAAUAAAGGGGAUUGGCAUCUGGGUUCUAAAUGGCAAGGACUGGCAAGAGAUUGCCCGUAUGCCCCACAAGUUCUUCCAAGGAUUUGGGGAGUUUGAUGAAGUUUUUGCUAGCAGCGGUACAAAUAAUCAUAUAUACAUCCAAAGCUACGGGGCUCCAGCGCUUCUUGUUUUUGACAUUAACCAGAAACAAUGGAAGUGGUCACAGAAAUGCCCAGUGUCAAAGAGGUUCCCACUUCAACUUUUUACUGGGUUUUGCUUUGAACCUAGGCUUGAUAUGGCACCGUAAUUCAUUGAAUUUAAGGUGGCGGUGUUGAAAAAUUUGUCUGAUAUCCCCCCAUUUCUCUUUUUGUUCUGCCUUCUUUUUCAAUCAUUAUGAAAUCUGUUUCAGAAAAGUUUUACACAAAGUGUACCUGCAAACUAAUUCUGCUAAUUCAUGAAAAUGGGGAUUAUUCUUUGCAAUGACAA